Manihot esculenta (cassava) is the source of this 1973-nucleotide messenger RNA. RefSeq lists its product as uncharacterized. The record is from RefSeq and is a predicted model, not a curated record. The transcript is spliced from 15 exons. NCBI's taxonomy places the organism in Eukaryota, Viridiplantae, Streptophyta, Magnoliopsida, Malpighiales, Euphorbiaceae. The coding region runs from base 264 to 1748 and encodes 494 amino acids.
GAAAAUGAAUGAAGGAAAUUGAAGUUGCAUAGAAUUCAAUGGACGAUAAUUGAAAGAGAAUGAGAGCUCUUGUAUAGAAUCGUUUUCGAAGAGACAACCAAUGCCGCUCAACUUCGACCUCCAAACAUUUCCCGCCGAAGAGAGCGGGCAUUGCAUUUCAAUGAACGUUAAUGGAGAAAACCCAUCAACUGUUCUUGCUGUUUCUUUAUCCAAGCCUUGUACAAUAGAAAGAUUUUCUUUUCAUCAUCAUCUUCAGGGGAAAAAUGGGUGACAAGAAGAAAGAUAUAAUUCAACUGGAGCCAGAAUCUGUGAUUCCCAUCCUCAAGCAUAAGCUCAUUGCUGCUCUAUCUGAUCACAUUGAAGAUGCAGCCGACCGUGAGGAGUUUUUAAAACUAUGCCAGAGAGUUGAAUAUACAAUUCGAGCAUGGUACCUUCUGCAUUUUGAGGAUCUCUUGCAAUUGUAUUCCCUCUUUGAGCCAAUUUAUGGCGCCAAUAAAUUGGAGCAGCAUAAUCUAUCCCCUGAAGAUAUUGACACUUGUGAGCAGAAGUUUUUAACAUGUCUAUUUCAGGUGAUGGAUAAGAGUAAUUUCAAAAUAGCUACUGAUGAUGAGAUUAAUGUUGCACUUGCUGCACAAUAUCGCUUGAAUCUUCCAAUUGUAGUAAAUGAAACUAAGCUUGACUCAAGGCUGUUUACAAAGUACUUCUCUAAGCAUCCUCAUGAUAACCUCCCAGACUUUGCUGAUAAGUACAUAAUCUUUCGGCGUGGAUUUGGAAUUGAUAAGAUGACUGCUUACUUUGUCAAAGCAAAAAUAAAUACAAUCCUUGCGCGUAUAUGGAGCUUUUUCUUGACAAUCACUUUGUUAAAAAGACUUUUCUGCACAAAGUCAAAAGCAGGUGCUAACAAAGAUCAAAAGCCUGUUCAAAUCCGCAUAGAAGAAGAUCAAAGUGAUUUAUAUGUUGAACGAAUCCGUAUUGAGAAGAUGAAUCUCAGUUUCUCUAAUCUUAUAGGCAAGGUUACAAUCCAAGAACCUACAUUUCAGAGUAUAAUUGUCGUAUACAGGAGAACGAGUACCAAAAAAGAAAAAGAGAGGAAUAUAUAUGUGAAGCAUUUCAAGAACAUUCCAAUGGCUGAUAUGGAGAUAGUGCUUCCAGAAAAGAACAAUCCAGGUUUAACUCCAAUGGAUUGGGUCAAAUUUAUUGUUUCUGCUGUAAUUGGACUGGUUACCGUAAUUGGUUCACUUAGUAUACCUAAAAUUGAUAUCAGGGUCAUUUUCGCUGUCCUGUCAUCAGUGGUUGGUUAUUGUGUCAAGACAUAUUUCACGUUUCAAAGUAACUUGGUUUCCUAUCAGAGUUUAAUCACCCAAUCUGUGUAUGACAAACAAUUGGAUAGUGGAAGGGGCACUCUUCUUCACUUGUGUGACAAUGUGAUUCAACAAGAAGUAAAAGAAGUGAUUGUUUCAUUUUUUGUGCUGAUGAAGCAAGGACAAGCUGAUAGACUGGAACUUGAUCAGCGGUGUGAGGAUCUUAUUAAAGAAGAUUUUGGUGAAAGCUGUAAUUUUGAUGUAGAUGAUGCAGUUCAAAAGCUAGAAAAGUUGGGAAUUGUUUCUCAGGACGCUGCUGGAAACUAUAAAAGUGUCGCCUUGAGAAUUGCUAAUGAUAUAAUUGGCACCACAACAGAGGAGGUAGUCCUGAAGGCUAGACAUCGUAAUAGCACUUCUAAACACUGGGGAAAGGUUAAAUCCUUCUGAUCCGAGUCAACUUGGAGAAUUUUGCGCCACAGGACCACAUAUGAAGCGAUUAUCCUGCUAUCCAGCACCUUCAUUGUGAAACUAAAUGGCAAGUUGUGUACUUGCAAAGAAUUUUCACUGUUAAUGUACAUAAUUUCAUUGGUAUGAACUCUAUAGUGAUAGUUGAGACAAUAUAUCAUAAAUGAUUGUCAAUAGAAAAGGCAAUAAAAUAUCAGAUUUGUUCAA